This is a messenger RNA of Perkinsus marinus ATCC 50983, 315 nucleotides long. RefSeq lists its product as hypothetical. The transcript has 3 exons. The record is from RefSeq and is a predicted model, not a curated record. Lineage: Eukaryota; Perkinsozoa; Perkinsida; Perkinsidae. Bases 1 to 315 code for a protein of 104 amino acids.
AUGCUCUUACUUAGAUCUCGGGAGUUCAUAUUCGGCAAGACCAGUAUGAAGUCUUGCAAGAUGGACAUGGUAGGCACGAGCGUGAUGAAUAAGUUCAAGGAGCAGCUCGUGUUGAGGUACGGCAGUUUGAGCAACGCUUGGCGGUACAGUUUGGAUGUGGAGGGAGACGGGAAGAUACCUUUUACGAAGUUCUGUCGGGUAGCUAGAGAGUUGAACUUCACUCGCAGUGUUAAGCAGUUGUGGCGGCAGCUGGACGUCCAUCAGACGGGUUUCAUUACUCUCUCUUCACUCGAUGAGGCAGCUAGUCCGGAAUGA